Molecule: messenger RNA, 810 nt
Organism: Anisakis simplex (herring worm)
Lineage: Eukaryota; Metazoa; Nematoda; Chromadorea; Rhabditida; Anisakidae
Source: the annotation of a GenBank genome assembly
AUGUUCAAGGAUAGGAUGAGGAUUUUAACAAGGGUGAUCAUAAUUCUGGUUAUAAAAUGGGUCGACGUUAAGGCUGAACUGCGCAUUGCAUACGGUGAUGCUGCUGAUCCUGAAAAAUAUCCGUAUAUUGUUCACAUUACAAGCUUCAGUUUAACUGCUGGUGGUUUUGUGUGCACAGGCAUUCGCAUUUCCCGAUCUGUUGUUUUAACGGCAGGACAUUGCUUGAGCAACGGUAAAGAUCGACUAUAUACAGUCAGUUUCGACAAGAUGCGAGGUGCGACAACCGAUCACUACAAAUCAGUGUUUGCUGAUGAACGAAUGUUUUUCAAAGACACUGAUUCGGAAGGCACAUCGGAUGAAUGUGAGGUGGUCUACACAGAUGUGGGUUUGCUGAUUCUGAAAGGGAUAAUUCCGAUGAAGGGCUCUGACAAUACUCGUAUAUAUUCGCUUGCAAAAUUACCGAUCGCAGAUGUAGACGCCGAAAAGUGGGAACCUGAAAUAGGAGAAAACCUCAAAGAUUGCAGAGUUAUUGGCUAUGGAUCUACUGAACGAGAUGCACAUCAUCGCGAUCUGCAUGAACUGAAGAAUGUAAAAUUCAGUGAAUGUGGCACUGCACUUUGUGUUCCCUUAACCUCAAUGGGACGGGGUGAUUCUGGAGGUCCUUUGAUUUGUGCAUCGAAAACUGGUGACUACAACGUUAUUGGGAUUUCAUCCUAUUCAAGAGGUCUUUGUAAAGGGACGAAAUCACCGCGAUGUUUUGAUGAUGUACGAUUGUUUCACUUCUUCGUCUCGAUGAGUUUGUUCGAAUAG